GACGCGCCGCGGGAUCUCCGAACCGCGGUCGCGACCAUGGGGAACGCCGCGGUCGCGUCGACGGAGCCCGUCUCCGUCGCGCGAACGCAGGUCAUGCCGACGGUCUCGCCGUGGAAUCUCGCGGGCAUGGCGACCGCGUUUGUGCUUCUCAACCGCGCGAUCCAGCGCGUGAUCCCCGGGAUCAGCGUCGGGGUACCGAACGCGGACGGGAGCGUCGAGUCCGUGGACGAAUCGCACGCGCGAAUGGCGUUCGUGGUCUUUACCGCCGCGCUCUUCUUCAACGUGAACGCCGCGGCGUUUUCGAUCCACGACUCGAAGCGCAAGCUGAACCUCCAGGUCGCGUACAUCUCCACGAUCGCCGCGUACACGCACUACGAGAUGGCCGAGGGGAGGGACUGGUACGUCAACACCUUCGGCCCGUCAGGAGAGGUGGUGUCCGGACUGCGGCAACUGGAGUGGGCGUGCACGACGCCGAUACUCCUCCUCCUCGUCCAGAACCUCCACGCGUUCGUAUUCGCCGCGCUCCCGAGAGCGAUGGGCCCGAAGAAGACGUCGCUGACGACGACGCGCGAUGGGACGACGAAGGCCGCGAACGCCAUCGCGCCGUACGUCCCGGUGAAUAGAAUCGCGUUGAUACUCGCGGACGAGCUGAUGAUCUUGUGCGGCCUCGUCGCGCCGCUCACGCGCGGGCUCGAGCGAUUCGCGUUCCUCUCCGUCGCGAUGGCGUGCUUUGGGUUCAUCAUCUACCACUCGCUGUUCGCGCUCGUGGACAUCACGCGCAGAGCGGACGGGUUGUCCGUCGCGGACGCGGGGCGCGUGAAGUGCAUCGCGGCGCUGAAGAUGAUCGCGUGGACGGUGUAUCCGGCGGUGUAUUUCGCGGUCUUGUUCGGGGUCAUGACGCCGGCGCGGCAGCACGAAAUUUACCUGUACAACGACGUGCUCACGAAGUUUAGUUAUUCGCUCGUGAUCUCCGCGGGGUCGAUGCGGUUCGUCGAGAUGGUGGACCAGAAGAGGACGCAGCUCACGGCGCACAUGGCGGGGAUGCAGCGAACGUUCUUUUUCAACAUCACGCACGAACUCCGCACGCCGCUCAACUCCAUCAUAGGGUUCAACACGCUCGCGAUGGAGAGCGGCGAGCUCACGGAGUUCACGGAGAGCUUCAUCAAGGCGUCGCUGACGUCCGCGGAGGCGCUGCUGUCGCUCAUCAACCAGAUUCUGGACGUCGCGAAGUUUGAAGGGGCGAAGGACGCGGGCUCGAGCGACGGUCCCGCGAUCGAGCUCAGCGAAGACGUCUUCACGCUGCGACAGCUUAUCGAACAGGUCACGGACAUCUCGCAGAAGGCGAGUAGCAGCGGCGUGGACCUCGUGAUUCACAUCGAGCACCCGGAGCACUUCAACACGAAGUUUGUCGGGGAUUUCUUCCGCCUGCGGCAGUGCUGCGUGAACCUCGUCGACAACGCGAUCAAAUACUCGAGCAACGUCCAAGGCCGGAGUUCGCUCGUGGAGUUCACGAUGAGCAUCUGCAGGGCGCGGGGUCAGCGCGCGGGGUCGGCGCGGGGUGAGCGCGGUGGGGGCGACUCCCGCGGUCAACGCGAUCAACAAAGCGAGAAGGGAGACGAGUCGAUUUUUGACGACGUUCGCGACGUCUCGGGCAUCACGUUUAGCGUCAAGGACAACGGCGUCGGGAUCCCCGCGGCGAAGCAGCAUAAUCUGUUCGUGCCGUUCUCGCAGCCCGCGGACCACAAGGCGGCGAAAGAGAAGGGCACCGGGCUCGGGUUGGUCAUCACGAAGAACAUCAUCGAGUGCAUGGGCGGCGAGAUUGAGUUCGAAUCGAAAGAGGACGAGGGGACGAAGUUCUUCUUCACCGUGGAUUUCAAACACGCGCGGCUCAGCGCGGUGGAUUACGAGGAGGAGUUCGAAGGCGCGACCGACCUCGGGUUCGGGUCCGCCGUGUCAGGCGGAGGCCUCGACACCGAGCACGAGCAGAGCCUCCCCGCGAACGCGCGGGUGGUGUUGCACCCGGGGAUGAGCGCGUCGAGCCGAAAGCACGUCGUGAACAUUCUGAAGUGCUUCGGCGGGCGCGCGGGCGUCAACUACGUCAGCGUCCCGUCCGCGGACAAGCUCGCGGGGAAGAUCGAGCAGGCGUCCGGGCUCGGCAUCCCGAUCGUCCUCGCGGACAUCGAGGACACGGAGAAGACGCUGAACCUCGUGAAGCAGACGCCGAAGAAGGCGGGGGUCGUCAUCUUCGGGUUGCCGUAUCAGCUCAUCGAUUUCCAUCGUCGGACGUCCGACCUGAGGAACGUGCAGACGGUGCUGCGGCCGGUGAAGCCGAGCGAUUUCUUGCGCGCGGCGUGGAAGCUCGCGAACGUGAACGCGCUCGGGGAGCCGGACUGGAUGCACGACACGGGCGGAGAAUGCGACGACGGCGUCGCGGAGAGGUUGAGAGCCGCGGAGGCGAACGCGGAUCACAACGCGGGGAGAGCCGCCGCCGACUCGGGCGCCUCCGCCUCGCCGGGCGACGAGGGCGACGGCGCGACCGCGGCCGCGGCUUCGAGCGCGAGCGCGGAGGACUUAAAGCACGAGCUUCUCGCGGGGAUGCGCGUGCUCCUCGUGGAGGAUAACGUCAUGAACCAACAGAUGGCGAAAUUUUCCAUCAUCCGCUCCGGCGCCGAGCUCGAGAUCGCGCAGCACGGCAAGGAAGCCGUGGACAUGGUCUCCUCGAGACUCGAACAGAAGCUUCCAAACUACGACUGCGUGCUCAUGGACAUGAUGAUGCCCGUGAUGGACGGCGCGACGGCGACGGUGCUCAUUCGAGAGCUGGAGAAGAAGCACGGCGCGGAGAAGCCGCACGCCAUCGUCGGUCUGAGCGCCAACGUCGGGCCGGAGUACACGGAUAAGGUGAAGAAAGCCGGGAUGAACGGCAGCUUGUCGAAGCCGUUCUAUCCGGCGACGCUGCGGAACGUUCUGGAGCAGGUGUACAAAGGGACGUACGCGGGGUUCUCGGGGAAAGGAGGGAAGGACGCGGCGGCGGCGGACAUACAGUCCAAGCCCGGGAACUAG
Messenger RNA from Micromonas pusilla CCMP1545, 3060 nucleotides. RefSeq lists its product as uncharacterized. Gene Ontology annotation, molecular function: phosphorelay sensor kinase activity. Gene Ontology annotation, biological process: phosphorylation; phosphorelay signal transduction system. The coding region runs from base 37 to 3060 and encodes 1007 amino acids. Gene Ontology annotation, cellular component: membrane. The record is from RefSeq and is a predicted model, not a curated record. Lineage: Eukaryota; Viridiplantae; Chlorophyta; Mamiellophyceae; Mamiellales; Mamiellaceae. The transcript is spliced from 4 exons.